GUUUAUACUUCAUUGUUGUCUGCACUACCUGUCCGUUUGCCUGUGUCUAUCGGCGUCUGGUCUGGUGUGUGAGUGACACUGUAGUAUUGUACGAUAUUCUUGCCGGCUACAAUACACAUUCGUACGAAAUUUUGUUUACUGUUUUUCUUAAACAAAUUCAAUUCACGGCCACCGUCGUCAUAUUUCUCAUUCUCACAGGCGUCGCCUUAGUUAUUCAGUUUAUUAAUUUGAUCAUCCAUACUUAGCAAGAAUUAGCAAUGGCCGUGGAUAAAGGAGAUGCUCCUGAACAUAUCAAUCUAAAAGUACUGGGACAAGACAAUGCUGUGGUACAAUUCAAAAUUAAAAAACAUACUCCACUCAAAAAAUUGAUGAAUGCCUAUUGUGAGAGAACUGGUUUAGCUAUGGCUACAGUGAGGUUUCGAUUUGAUGGACAAGCAAUUAGCGAAGCUGAUACUCCGUCUUCACUUGAGAUGGAGGAAGGAGACACAAUCGAAGUCUACCAGCAACAAACUGGUGGUUUGAUUUAUUCAGACUUCUUCUUUUAACUACUUAUUAUUUUAUAUAACAUAAGUUUAUAUUUUAUUUAUAAAUCACCUUAUAUGUAAAUCAUCUUAGUUUUUAAAACCUCAAUUACCGCAAAAUGUCAUUACUUACAAAACUGGCCAUAUUUACAAAAAUUAUUUUAAAUAAUACAAAUUUAUUAUGAAAUAGAACGAUUUCAAGAAUAAACUACCUAAACCAGAUAAAUAUGAGGUGUAUAGAUCAGAUUUAAAAUAUUUAAUGAACACUUUAUAUGUAAACAAUUUAAUUCAUACUAUUAUAAUUAUUUUCAUAUUUCUCUAGCCUAAUAAUAAACUUUUGAUAUUUAUCAA
Myzus persicae (green peach aphid) is the source of this 872-nucleotide messenger RNA. It is a transcript of the gene Sumo, whose product is annotated as small ubiquitin-related modifier 3. The record is from RefSeq and is a predicted model, not a curated record. Gene Ontology annotation, molecular function: ubiquitin-like protein ligase binding; protein tag activity. NCBI's taxonomy places the organism in Eukaryota, Metazoa, Arthropoda, Insecta, Hemiptera, Aphididae. The transcript has 3 exons. The coding region runs from base 258 to 545 and encodes 95 amino acids. Gene Ontology annotation, biological process: protein sumoylation. Gene Ontology annotation, cellular component: nucleus.